GAACCGUAAACAUACCGCGAUACGGUUUAAUUUACAUGGAGACCAUGAACGUGGCAUGGAAACGUCCUGCAGUUUCUCAUUGGUCGGUCGUGCGCUGUUUUGACCACGUGACCCGGAAAAUGGCUGCCUCUGCCCGGAGUGGAAACGUUGAGGACAGCAUCCUAGAGCCUCUGUGUUUCCCGGAGGAUGCUACGGGCUGCUCCGGUUCUGCCGGUGCUGAGCAGCUGCUGCUGUGUCUCUUCUGCCCCGAGUCGGUCCCCCUGCAGCAGAAGGACGUGCUCCUCAAACACCUCCUGCUGGAGCACAAGCUGGUCAUCGCCGACGUCAAGCUGGUGGCCGAUCUCCCCAAGUACACCUCCUACUGGAGGCGGCGCUUGCAGGAGCAGCCGCUCACCGACUUCUGCAGCGUCAUCAAGACCAACUCGCAGGGCCCAGUCGAGAAGCAGGAGGACUACUUCCUGCUGUGUGACGUCCUGCCGGAGGACCGGGUCCUCCGAGAGAAGCUGCAGCAGACGCGUCUGGUGGAGGUGCUGGAGCAGCAGCAGCGAGAGAGAGAAGACCGAAGCUUCCAUCGUCUCUGCAUGUUCUGCAGCGAGGAGUUCUCUGGAAACAGGUCGUCUCUGCUGAACCACAUGGCCAGAGAACAUUCCUUCGGCAUCGGGCUACCGGACAACAUCGUCUACUGCGACCAGUUCCUGGAGGUCCUGCAGUGCAAACUGGACAAUCUGCAGUGUUUGUACUGUGAGAAGACCUUCAGGGACAAAACCACGCUGAAGGACCACAUGAGGAAGAAGGCUCACCGCCGCAUCAACGCUGGCAACAGCGCCUACGACCGCUUCUACGUCAUCAACUACCUGGAGCUGGGGAAGACCUGGGAGGAGGUGCAGAGUGAGGACGACCGGGAGCUGCUGGAGGAGGACGAGGAUUGGUCAGACUGGAGGUCUCACCCGGUUUCUGCCGUCUGUCUCUUCUGUGAAGACCAGUCGGAGACCAUGGAGCAGAUCUACGCACACAUGAAGGAGGCUCAUGGCUUCGACCUCCACGGCCUCCGGACCAAGCUCAACCUUCGCUUCUACCAGCAGGUCAAACUGGUGAACUUCAUCCGGCGGGAGGUCCACCAGGGACGCUGCUACGGCUGCCAGGAGACCUUUGGGUCCAGAGACGGCGUGCUGCGGCACAUGGAGGUCAAAGGUCACACCAUGACGCUGCCUGACGCGUCCGCCUGGAAUCAGCCGCAAUAUUACUUCCCCACGUACGAGAACGACGGCCUCCUGUGCUCGCUCUCCGACAGCGAGGACGACGAGGAGGAGGCGCGUAGCAGAGAGGAGGUCCAGGUGAUCGCCGAGGACGUCUCAGACCUCAGAGCGCUGAAGGAGAGCAGCGUCCUGAACCAGCUGGUGAGGAGCAGGAGCUCCUGCAGCUAGGAAGAGGAGGAGGAGCAGCUUCCCUUUAAUAAGUGGCUACUUGUUCUUUCUCGGCUCCUCCUCGUAUGGACAGAAAGAGGCGUUCAGGGACACGGCGCCCUGCUGGGAAUCAAAGGACUUUGACACAAU
Molecule: messenger RNA, 1553 nt
Organism: Pungitius pungitius (ninespine stickleback)
Lineage: Eukaryota; Metazoa; Chordata; Actinopteri; Perciformes; Gasterosteidae
Gene: znf277
Product: zinc finger protein 277
Exons: 12
Coding region: 36-1424 (462 amino acids)
Source: RefSeq, a predicted model, not a curated record